Messenger RNA from Mesorhabditis belari, 447 nucleotides. Lineage: Eukaryota; Metazoa; Nematoda; Chromadorea; Rhabditida; Rhabditidae. The record is from the annotation of a GenBank genome assembly.
AUGCUUUUCAAUCCAUUUAGCAGCAAUUCUCCCCAAACUCAAUCUUCUCCCACCCUCACCGCUCCAUCAACAACCGAUGUUCAACUCUCGAACUUCGGUUUUCCCAAGCUGAAUUUUGAUCAAAAUUUGUUGAAAUGGAACCUCGGAUUGCCACAAAUACCACAGAAAACAAUGGAGAUUGAGAAUCAAAGUGGUUUAAUAGCUGAGCCGACACCACAAGAUGCCAUUUGGACAGAUUUAGAAGGGAAUUUAAGAAGAGAAGGCCAAAUAUUGACACCAUUCAAUGCACAAAUACAAACUCUCCAACCAGUGAUCGAGACAACUUCGGUCGGCCCAUUUCUCCCAAUUGCCACCACUCAAUUCUCUCUUCAGAAAUAUCUCGAAUCGAUGAAAACUCAGCCAGUUAUGGCACCAACUGUUGACUUUAUGGAGGAUCAAAGAAGAAAA